CCACGUCCCAUGCCAAGAAAUUCCUUUCAGUCCCAGGUCAACUUAGUGAGCCCUGGAUCAACAGUGAAUGCAAAAAUGGACAUGGAUACUAGCAAACUACACUGCAGACAUCAAGAAUAUAAUCUUGGACAGUAUCAGCUCAAGCGCACACGCACUGGUCCACUCCCUGCUCUGCCAGCAGAGAGCAGUGUUUGAGAGCAAACAUGGGAAAGUCCUGUCCCUACCUGUCACCAUCUCCACUAUAGGGUUCUACAUAAUCAGAAAUGAUAGACGAGAAGGAACACCAAUCAGUCUUCAGGCUAUUUUGGAGUCCAACCCACUGCCAGUCAACAUCCAACCAAUAACGCCACUCAUCCUGCCGUGGCUGUCAGGAGGCCAUAGGCUGGACACACUGACAAUCACACGCACCUAUGAGGAGCAGCUCUUACUGGGCUUUCCUUCCAGCAGUGAAGGAAUCCUCUCCAGACACACUCCUCUGGUGCUGCCCAUGUAUAUGAAGGAGGUGCGUAUUGCACUGGCAGAGGUGUUGGAGAGACUCAAUCAGGGCCAGUUUGAGGACGCCUGUGCUACAUUGGGGGGGCAGAUCGAUGAGCUGGGCCACAGGAACCUUUUCAUCUUUCAAGAUAUCACCAUUUUGAAUAAGAGUUGAUUGAAAAGGGUCACAAAUACAUGGAGGUGAAGCCAAUCUACAGGUACAUGAGCCUGAAGA
This is a messenger RNA of Coregonus clupeaformis (lake whitefish), 709 nucleotides long. RefSeq lists its product as uncharacterized. The record is from RefSeq and is a predicted model, not a curated record. The transcript is spliced from 6 exons. Lineage: Eukaryota; Metazoa; Chordata; Actinopteri; Salmoniformes; Salmonidae. The coding region runs from base 68 to 649 and encodes 193 amino acids.